Penicillium coprophilum is the source of this 1068-nucleotide messenger RNA. RefSeq lists its product as uncharacterized. The record is from RefSeq and is a predicted model, not a curated record. Lineage: Eukaryota; Fungi; Ascomycota; Eurotiomycetes; Eurotiales; Aspergillaceae. The coding region runs from base 1 to 1068 and encodes 355 amino acids. The transcript has a single exon.
AUGCCCGACAUGCACGCCAUCUUCAACUCAGCGUCACCACCUAAACUUGACCUCUCAAAUGCGCCUUCUCAGUUAUUCCAAGUACCAGCCUCCACGGCGUCCACAUCGCUCUAUUCUCUUUCAGUUAGUCGCAAGCGACCACGUCGUAACACAGAGAAACUUUCGUCGCAUUUUGACUCUUUCACUGGCUCAUCGAUGAUCCACUCCAACUACCGCUCAGUAAGCGUAAGCGGAGGCAACGAUUUCCACGCUUCUGCCGAGCUAGAUUACCGUCCGAACCGAUACCGCGAAUCCUUCCUCCCACCCUGCUUCGAUUCCGGUGACGAGUCAACAAACCUAGCGAACUACAACGGCAGUCGCAAGCGCAGCCGCCGCGACUCUUGCAUCAUAUCCGCAAGCCCUGAUGGCUCCAAGACAAAUACCACAACCACCACAGGCUGGGGCCAGACUGUGAUCAAAGCCGUUAGCAAAGUCCUCGAUUUAUGCUGGGCUGGCGCCUUCCGAGGGUUCUACGCAGGAGGAGGACAGGGCUAUGACAUAUCCGGGCCAGCAACAACCCUCGAAUCCAGCUGGCAGCCCUCAACCAGCCCGUCCACCGAGAAAGACAUGUACAGCCCGAGCACGUAUUGCUCAACGCCCGUACCUGGCCAAUAUCCAGACGAGGAGGUCGACCGAAGCUGGGUCGUGGUACCCGAGAGCUUGGAUUCAUUCGUGGGCGGCAGUGAGCUUUCUAGCCCGUCACUCCGCGCACGACGCACUUUCCAGGCAUCAAGUCCUCGCCGCAAAUCCGCUGUGAUGCCCCGGCUUGCUAAACGAGUCGCUUAUUCUUCCACCGGACCCCACUCGCCUACUAAGGGGCAGGCGGGCCUUCCAUCCCCUCGAUUGAGAGAUACCCCUGCGUCUGCUGAUAUCCAGCGACAGGCUGCUAAAAUGCGCCGAAAGGAACGAGAAGAAGAUGCCAGUAUCCAGCGAUUGAAUAAGCAGCUGCAAGCGAUGAUCCGGGAAGGUAAGGAGGCGUUGGGGACGACGGUGGUAGUGGACGAUGUGGACAUGUAUGAUUCCGAUUAG